Asparagus officinalis (garden asparagus) is the source of this 1453-nucleotide messenger RNA. Its product is annotated as F-box protein SKIP23-like. Gene Ontology annotation, molecular function: protein binding. The transcript is spliced from 2 exons. The record is from RefSeq and is a predicted model, not a curated record. Bases 1 to 1212 code for a protein of 403 amino acids. Lineage: Eukaryota; Viridiplantae; Streptophyta; Magnoliopsida; Asparagales; Asparagaceae.
AUGGGGGUGUCAGAGCUGCGUCCCUCUUCUGAGCCCGUCCCCUCGUCUCCCGAUUGGGCGAAUCUCUUCCCUGAGGUCCUCACCCUCAUCGCCAAGCGUCUCUCCGCUGCAGAUUACGCCAGAUUCUCCGCCGUCUGCACCUCGUGGGCUUCGGUAGCAUCGCCGGAGAACGGCAUGCCCGGCCCCCUCGCCCUCCGCAGGGGUCAACCCUACCUGCUGUUCUCCGGAGACGGCGUCGGCGACUGCGAGCAGAGUGACUUCUGCACCCUCUUCGAUUUCCUCGACGACUCUUUCCGCAGGAUCCGCCCUUUGCCGGAGAUCCGCGGCAAGUGGCUCGUCGGAUCUCAGUUCGGAUGGCUCGCCGUCGUGGACGAGCUCGCCAACCCUAGCCUCCUCAACCCGUUCACCAGAACUCAGAUCGAGCUCCCUCCCAUCACGACCGUUCCUGACGUCGAUCCUGUUUACGACUCCGAGGGGUCUCUCGUAGGGUACAACCGUGAGGAGGAAUACUACCCGCUAGAGCUUUGCCGAGUACCCCUCGUGAUAAGUAAAAUUGUCCUGUCCUCGGCCCCAACAGCCGGCGAUUUCGGGGCCGUGGCCAUCGGCCCUAGCGGUCUUCUUAUGUUCGCUAGACCCGGGGAGAGAAAGUGGAACCUCUGGGAUAUAUGCCGACUAUACGCUGUGGUCGAUGUCAUAUAUCGCGACGGUGUAUUCCUAGCCGUCAACAACAUGGGUGAUGUGUAUGCUAUAGACCUCGCCUCUCCUUCAUCUUCUCUGAAGGUUUCAUUGGUUGCCAAGGGCUACGGUGAUUAUCACGAUACCAGGUAUCUCUUGGACUCGUCGGGGGUUCUUUUGCAUAUCUUGUGUAAACGUAUUCCCCCGGGAGAACUUAGAUACCGAACAUGCAAAAUCGAGAUUCGGAGCCUGGACCCUGAAACCAGCACGUGGCUUCCUGUAACGAGCCUGGGCGAUCGCUCCCUCUUCAUAGGUUCUUGGUGCUCCAUGUCCCUCCAGGCCGGGGAAAUAUCUUGGCUAAAAGAGAACCGUGUCUAUUUUACAGAGGACUUCUGGGCGGUGCUCCCAUUCUCGAAAGAAGUGGUUCGUGAUAUCGGCAUGUUCAACUUGAACACCGGAAAUUUUGAGGCUUGCUAUCCUCCGGAAAUGAGACUGAAAUGGCCUCCACCCAUCUGGAUUACGGCUCCUCAGUUCUGAAUUAAAAGAUCCCAUUGCUGUGGACCUAUGCAGAUUGCAUGCCCCUCAACCAAUUGCAAACUGGGAAUUUGAACCUGCGAAUACAACUCAUGUUUCUUCAGGUGUAACAUUAUGUGAUUUACUAUUUGUUUAUUUAUAAGUUGGUUUUUGUUAAUCUACUAGAUGAAUAAUACUACGAUAAAAUAUCGGUAGAACUUGUUAUUCGAAUAAGUGCUGCAAAUAAACUCAUAUUUCUUGAAAA